AUGUUCAUACUACACUUCUUCCACCUGAGUUUCAUUCCUCUGGUCUGCUUCUGCUACGACUAUCACCCGUACCCAAGCCCCCGGAUCGUCGAGACACGUCAAGGGCUACUCCAAGGGACUAUCCGCACCCUCAGGAACCUAGACCCGGUGGAAGUCUAUCUUGGCAUCCCCUACGCAGCGGCUCCUGUAGGCACCGGAAGGUUCAUGCCACCAGCCUCACCUCCGUCCUGGAUGGGAACCAGGGUGGCUGAUACCUUUGGUCCAGUUUGUCCUCAAACUUUUCCACCUAGGCCGGACACCACUAUGCCCACGGGACGGUGGGGUUAUAUGGACAGAGUACGCUACAACCUGAGCAACCAGAGCGAGGACUGCUUGUAUCUCAAUAUUUACGCGCCUUUGAGAGAGAAUCAUUAUCAAUGGGAGGAGAGACAGCCUAGCAACUUACCGGUGAUCGUGUUCAUCCAUGGGGAGAGCUUUGAGUGGAACUCCGGGAACCUGUACGAUGGAAGUGUGUUGGCAAGCUACGGCAAGGUGGUGGUUGUGACUAUCAACUUUCGUCUUGGCAUACUUGGUUUCCUGAAGCCGGGAGUGAGUGACCACGUGCCCAGCAACUUUGGUCUGUUUGACCAGGUGGCGGCGCUAGAGUGGGUCAGAGUGAACAUUGCAAAGUUCGGAGGAGAUCCUCGGAGUGUGACUCUCAUGGGACAUGGUACAGGCGCCGCCUGCGUCAGCUAUCUCAUGAUCUCACCUCUGGCACAAGCUGAGGGCAAUCGAGGCGCCGCCUGUGUCAGCUAUCUCAUGAUCUCACCUCUGGCACAAGCUGAAGGCAAUCGAGGUAUGGAACAAGCAGUAGUCGUACUUAGUGGUUAA
Messenger RNA from Macrosteles quadrilineatus (aster leafhopper), 870 nucleotides. Its product is annotated as neuroligin-4, Y-linked-like. The record is from RefSeq and is a predicted model, not a curated record. Lineage: Eukaryota; Metazoa; Arthropoda; Insecta; Hemiptera; Cicadellidae. The coding region runs from base 1 to 870 and encodes 289 amino acids. Gene Ontology annotation, biological process: postsynaptic membrane assembly; synaptic vesicle endocytosis; modulation of chemical synaptic transmission. Gene Ontology annotation, cellular component: postsynaptic membrane; cell surface; synapse. Gene Ontology annotation, molecular function: neurexin family protein binding; signaling receptor activity. The transcript has 4 exons.